Molecule: messenger RNA, 1257 nt
Organism: Fusarium sp. VM40
Lineage: Eukaryota; Fungi; Ascomycota; Sordariomycetes; Hypocreales; Nectriaceae
Source: the annotation of a GenBank genome assembly
AUGGCUCUACGAAGAUCUACAGGCCUCUGUAAGGGCAUUUCACAGGCCACUUCGCAUCGAUUUGCGCUGCCCCAAAUCGCUACCCAAAGGCGAUAUCUGGCCACUCCAGUCCACCCUGUCACUCAAGAUGCUACUGGCUCUAAGGGUCCCACGGCUAUGGUCUUUCUCAACAUGGGAGGACCUGCGACUACCGACGAGGUUGGCGGCUUUUUGAGUCGUCUUUUUGCUGAUGGCGACCUUAUUCCUCUGGGCCCUCUACAGAACUAUCUUGGUCCUCUGAUUUCGAAGCGACGAACACCCAAGAUCAUUAAGCAAUAUGCUGCCAUUGGUGGAGGAUCCCCAAUUCGAAAGUGGUCCGAAUACCAAAACGCCGAGAUGUGCAAGAUAUUGGACAAGAUCUCUCCCGAGACUGCGCCUCACAAGCCCUACGUCGCUUUCCGAUACGCGAACCCGUUGACCGAGGACAUGUAUGAGCAGCUUUUGAAGGAUGGUUUUGGUAACGGAAAGGGUGGCCGUGCUGUCGCAUUCACACAAUAUCCUCAGUACUCUUGCUCGACCACGGGCAGCAGCUUGAACGAGCUAUGGAAGUGGAGGCACAGAAUGGAGGGAAAGACCAAUAAGGAGAUUGGUGAUGGUACUAUUACGUGGAGUGUAAUUGACCGUUGGCCCAACCACAGCGGUCUCGUUGAGGCCUUUGCUCGAAACAUUGAGGCCAAGCUUCUAGAAUAUCCCGAGGAGCGAAGGAAGGAUGUCGUACUACUCUUUUCUGCACACAGUCUGCCUAUGUCUGUCGUCAACAGAGGUGACCCUUACCCUGCUGAGGUCGCGGCAACUGUCUACGCUGUCAUGCAGCGCCUUGGGUUCGCCAACCCUUACCGCCUGUGCUGGCAGUCUCAGGUUGGACCAUCAGCCUGGUUGGGUCCUCAGACUUCAGACAGCGUAGAGCACUACGUUGCCAAGGGCCAGAAGGACCUUGUGCUCAUCCCCAUCGCCUUCACCUCUGACCAUAUCGAGACGCUCUACGAGUUGGACCAGGAGGUCAUCGCCGACAGCGGUAGCCCCGAGACCGUCAAGCGAGUUGAGUCUCUCAACGGCAGCCCCGUGUUCAUCGAAGCUCUUGCCGACAUUGCCAAGGCGCAUCUUGCUGGAAACCAAGCGUGUUCGAAGCAGUUGGGUCUUCGAUGCCCCGGUUGCAAGAGCGAGAGAUGCGCUGAGUCAAAGCGAUUCUUUGCAAGCCAGCAGGCUGGUCUUGCUUAG